UGUACCGUAAUCCCUAUUACCGUGCACCACUGCACUCCUCGAAUGACCGUUAAAUUUUGUAUGCGAAUUUUGGGCUAACAGCCUACUGCCGUCUGCCCGUCUUCCUUCUACCAUUGAUACGUUGAGUGUUGUGUAUUUACUUGUUAAAGUAUUGAAUUGUGUUUCAUGUUUGGUGCUUAGGGUUCUAGUUCUCGUGUUAACUAUAAACUACUUACAUUUAAUCAUAGUGUGUGUGUCUAAUAAAUUGUUUUUCCAUUGAAGUAUUUUGAGAGAGAUAAUGAAUGAUUCAAAAGAUCAUCAUUCAACUGGUUCUUAUGUUGAACCAAGAGUUCCAAGUAUAACUGGCUUUGGACAAAGAAAAAUCAAUGGCAAACCUAAAAAAGUACUGGAUUAUUCUUUGGAAAAAUGUAAUGACCAUUCUGGAAUUCCAAAAAUUGAUGUUUGCUUACGCUUAAAACCACGAAUAAAUAGUGUUCCUACUGGGGUUGAUACUUUAACAAUAUUGAGUGAUAAUAUUGUUGCUUGCAACAAUGGAAAUACAAGAGAUGAUGUUACAGAGUAUACAUUUUCUAGUGUAUUUGGUCCAAAUGUUGAUCAAAAGAAAUUUUUUGACACCUGGGUAUACGAUAAAGUAUUGAGAUUUUUGAAUGGAAAUAAUGAAUUAUUAUUUGCAUAUGGCACGACAAAUGCAGGAAAAACAUAUACAAUUCAUGGUAAUAUAAAUGAUCCUGGUAUGAUUCCUAGAACUUUACUACUUGUCUUCAAUUCAUUAAAGGAAAAGUUAAUGUCAAAAUGUAAGUACAAACCUGAUAAAGUUAUUGCAGCCCAUAUUUUGGAUGAAAAGCUAAUGGAAUCUGAAGAGGAUAUCAGAAAUAAUAUUUUAAACAAUUGGUCUAAUGAGAAAACCCAAGAUGAUUUUAAGUCAUGUUCGUCUCAAGUGGAUGAAUGUCAAACUAUACAUGGCAUUGAUCAACUUACUAAUCAUAGUAUUGUAAAAAUGUUUGAUUAUUUGAAAAAUGAUGGAAUAGCGUCAUUGGAUCAUGGCAAUGUCUCCUACACAGUUUGGGUUUCAUAUUCUGAAAUUUACAAUGAAUCCAUCUAUGAUUUAUUGAUAACCUACUUAGCCAACCAAAAACGAGCACCUCUCAAACUGUCACUUGACCAAAAUAAGAAUGUAUACGUGAAAAAUCUUACACAUGUAUUUGUUCAGUCUGCUGAAGAAGCAUAUAAAGUUAUGUCUUUUGGAAGAAAUAAUUUAAGAAUUGCCAGCAAUAAUUUAAAUAAAUCUUCAAGUCGUUCACAUUGCAUUUUCACAUUAAAAUUAAUGAGAGUAGAAAACAUUGAAAAUCCUAAGACAGCCGUCAUUAGCAGUAUUUCAUUUUGUGAUUUGGCAGGUUCUGAACGACUUAAAAAAACUAUGAACAUUGGUGAUCGUCUUACAGAAUCUAAAAAUAUUAAUACUUCACUAUUAGUUUUGAACAAAUGUUUCUCUGUGUUACGUGAAAAUCAAAAGAAAGGAGAAAAUCAUUUGGUCCCCUACAGAGAGUCCAAAUUAACUCAGAUGUUUCAAACUGCUUUAACUGGAAAUAAUAGAACUGGUAUAUCAAUGGCAGUUAAUGUAGAUAUGUCUCCCAAUCUAUUAGAGGAAACCAAGCAAGUGUUAUUCAUGUCUGCUAUAGUGCGUGCUAUUACUAAAACAAAAUCAAAACCUAUUUCAAAACCAAGGCCAAGUUUUGCUGUAUGGGCAGCAAAUAACCGAAAAAGCCUAAAACAGACAACCUUCAAACAAAGUCCAAUAAUUGAAGAUGAGCAUAGCAUAAAUAAUUCAAAAUGUGAACAAAAGUCAUUGAUUUCUAAUGAAGAGUUUGAAGCAAGAUUCAAAGAAAAAGAAGCAAUACUCCGAAAAGAAUUGCUCCAACAGUUCCAUACAAUUUUAAAUAACAAUAAUACAUUCCACACUAAACAAAAAGAAACUAUGAUAAAAAACAAAACAGAAAUGUAUGAAAACAAAAUUAAACGAUUAAAAGCAUAUUAUUGUGAAGAAAUUAGAGAGAGAGAUGAAAAAUUAGCACUUCAUUCUAAUCCCAACCUCACAAAUACUUAUGAAAACAAUAAAAAUAAGAGUGAAAUGGAAAAUUAUGAAUUCAGAAUUGGAGAACUUGAAAUUCAAAAAGAAGAAUUACUUGCAGAAAUUAAUGUCUUGAAAAAUGUCCAUGAUUUGAGGCAAGAAGAUAUUGAUGUUAAGAACCGUGAAAUUGAAAACUACAAAGUCAUGUUGGAAGAGGCAAAUACUGAAUAUGAACAAAUGGAAGCAGACUUAAAUGAGAUGAAUAAUAAAUUUGAAGUAUUAUAUCAAGAAAUGGAAGAUAAGAAUUUAGAAAUCGAACGACUAACUGGUUCAUUAGAGGCAAAAGACAAUUAUAUUACAGAAAUGGAACUUCUCCAAGAAGAACGUACAACUGAAUUGGCAGAACAAAAAAUUUUAAAAUACAUGGAUGAAAAAUUAGAAACAAUUGUUGGCUUAGAAAAUACAAUAUCAAAACUAAAAACAAAGAAUAAAAAAUAUAAUGAAGAGAAGUCUAAUAUGGCAAAACAAUAUCAAACUUUAAAACAAAUGUUAAAGGCCACAGAACAGUCAAAUACAGAUAAAGAAUCAAAGAUUGCAAAACUCCUGGAAGGAGUUCAAAAAUUAGAAUAUGAACUGAAGGAUACUGAAAAUAAAUAUAAUGAACUUCAGACCAGAUUUGAUACUUUAAAAGCGUCAAGUGUGAAACCACCAACUAAAAGUAUAGCUGUAGUAACAAAUUUAAGCAAUAUUCAAUUACCUUUACAAAUGGUUGAUAUAUUAGAAGAGAAAGAAAAUUUGCUUUCAAAAUCCGGUCGUAAACCCGACAGAAGAUGUAAAAAUAAAACUCCAUUAACAAAUAUCAAGAAAACAAAAAAUUUGAAAAAUGAAACUCCCGAUAGCUGUGACAGAAAGAUAGAUGAAGCCAUAGCUAACAUUCCAAUUAGUACACGGAAACGCAAGUUGUUUGAUAACAAACCUCCGUUAAUUGACAGUAGUAACAUACCUUCUGAUAACUCCUUGAAUUCAGUUCUUUCUCCAGCUCGGGCGCUACACCAAAUAUCAAAACUGCGUGUAAAACAAUAAUUUUUUUUGUCUCAGAAUUAUAAAUGUACAUAUAAUUUCAACUGAUUCCGUAAUUACUUUUAAUUGUAUAAUAAGAUUUUUUUUUGUUAAUUUAUUUUUGAAAUUAUUUAGAUCAUACAUUUAUAAAUAAUAGAAAUUUUUUUUUUUUUGACAUUUUUAUACUACAUUUUUAAUUUUAUCUAAUUUUUGCGAUGUAAAUAUGCAAGUGUUUGUUCACUUGUAUAUAAUUAUCUUAUGUGUUAAUUUCUGUAUCUGAUAUAUUUUUUUUGUACAUUUUAGUCAAAAGUAUUGAAUAUAAUUAAUUUGCAUUUUCUACACUACGCUUAUUGUUUUGUUUUUAUAAUACUAUAUACUUAAAAGUUUAAAUAAUUAAUUUUCAAAACAUGAAACGUUGAUAAUAUUUUACUGUUCAGCAAUGCUAUCGAUUUAAUUUUUAUUAGAUUGUGAAAGUUAAUAAUAUCAAAUACUAUCGAUUUAAUUUUUAUUAGAUUGUGAAAAUUAAUAAUAUCAAAUAAUUUUAUAUAUGAAAAAUUAAACCGGGAUUCAUUUAAAUAAUAUUUGUCACAAUGUCGUAAGCUUAAUAAACUACGUAAAAAUCUA
Molecule: messenger RNA, 3751 nt
Organism: Acyrthosiphon pisum (pea aphid)
Lineage: Eukaryota; Metazoa; Arthropoda; Insecta; Hemiptera; Aphididae
Product: kinesin-like protein KIF20A
Exons: 25
Coding region: 278-3151 (957 amino acids)
Biological process (GO): spindle elongation; mitotic spindle assembly; microtubule-based movement
Cellular component (GO): spindle microtubule; nucleus; mitotic spindle
Molecular function (GO): microtubule binding; ATP binding; plus-end-directed microtubule motor activity
Source: RefSeq, a predicted model, not a curated record